AUGCCCUCGCCCCUGGCGCUGUGCCGCCGCCUGCCUCGGGAGCCGUCCCCGUCCGUGGACUCCCGGCCCUGCAGCAGCCCCUGCGAGCUCCCGGGCAGCGCGGGGACGCGGGGCCCGCGGCUGCCGCGCCGGCCGGCCUGGUGCUCCAUCGACUGGGAGCAGGUGCGCCUGCUGCACCGGCUGGGCGCCGGCGGCUUCGGCUCGGUGUACAAGGCGACCUACCGCGGCGUCCCCGUGGCCGUCAAGCAGGUGUGCAAGCGCGCCGCCAACCCGCGAGCGUCCCGGCGCAGCUUCUGGGCCGAGCUCAACGUGGCCCGGCUGCGCCACAGCAACCUCGUGCGCGUCGUGGCCGCCAGCGCGCGCGCGCCCGCGGGCUCGGACAGCGUGGGCACCAUCAUCAUGGAGUUCGGGGGCCACGUCACCCUGCACCAGGCCAUCUACGGCGCGGCCGGCGGCCCCGGGGAGGCGCCCUGGGGUCUGCGCAGGUGCCUGCAGUACUCGCUCGACGUGGCCAACGGCCUGCUCUUCCUGCACGCCAGGCGCAUCGUGCACUUGGACCUGAAGCCCGCCAACAUCUUCAUCAGCGAGCAGGACGUCUGCAAAAUCGGCGACUUCGGCUGCUCGGCGAAGCUGGAGGACCUGCGGGGCGCGCGGGGCGCCGCCUACCGGCUGGGCGGCACGUACACGCACCAGGCCCCGGAGCUGCUCAGGGGCGAGCCGGUCACCGCCAAGGCCGACGUGUACGCGUUCGCCAUCACGCUCUGGCAGAUGAGCACCCGCGGCCGGCCCUACGCCGGGGAGCGGCAGCACGUGCUCUACGCGGUGGUGGCGCAGGGGCUGCGGCCCUCGCUGGCGGCCGCCGUCUUCACCGGCUCGGGCCUCGGGCGCGGGCUGGCGGGCGUCAUCGAGCGCGGCUGGCGGGCGCAGGCGCCGCAGAGACCCAGCGCGCAGCUGCUGCUGCAGGAGCUGGGCGCGCUGCGCGGGCUCCUCGGCGCGGACGCCGGGCCGGACCCUGAGAGGCGCGUGUCCUAG
Molecule: messenger RNA, 1032 nt
Organism: Octodon degus (degu)
Lineage: Eukaryota; Metazoa; Chordata; Mammalia; Rodentia; Octodontidae
Gene: Mos
Product: MOS proto-oncogene, serine/threonine kinase
Exons: 1
Coding region: 1-1032 (343 amino acids)
Biological process (GO): protein phosphorylation
Molecular function (GO): ATP binding; protein kinase activity
Source: RefSeq, a predicted model, not a curated record